GGCUUCAUUCUGAGCCGAUCCCGGUGCCGAGCGCAGGAAGCUCUGCAGGCGGCCGCGGCUAGAGCUCCAGGGCAGCCCGCUCCCUCCCGCUCUCUCCUUCCUUCCCCGCGGUCAGCAUGAAAGCCUUCAGCCCAGUGAGGUCCGUUAGGAAAAACAGCCUUUCGGACCACAGCCUGGGCAUCUCCCGGAGCAAAACCCCGGUGGACGACCCGAUGAGCCUGCUGUACAACAUGAACGACUGCUACUCCAAGCUCAAGGAGCUGGUGCCCAGCAUCCCCCAGAACAAGAAGGUGAGCAAGAUGGAAAUCCUGCAGCACGUCAUCGACUACAUCUUGGACCUGCAGAUCGCCCUGGAUUCGCACCCCACUAUUGUCAGCCUGCACCACCAGCGACCCGGGCAGAGCCAGGCGUCCAGGACGCCGCUGACCACCCUGAACACGGACAUCAGCAUCCUGUCCCUGCAGGCUUCCGAGUUCCCUUCCGAGUUCAUGUCAAAUGACAGUAAAGCGCUCUGUGGCUGAGUCGAUGUCCACAGGAACUUAUUUUUUAACCAUUUCACAAGGAGGACAACCAGUUGAAUGGACCUUUUUAAAAAAAUGGAAGCAAAACUAAGAAGGAUCAGAUCAUCUUCCCCAGGGUGUCUCUGACCUGGACUGUGAUAUUAGUUAUUUAUGAAAAAGACUUUUAAUGCCCUUUCUGCAGUUGGAAGGUUUUCUUUAUAUACUAUUCCCACCAUGGGGAACGAAAACGUUAAAAUCACGAGGAAUUGCCCAAUUUAAGCAGACUUUGCCUUUUUCAAAGGUGGAGCGUGAAUACCUGAAGGAUCCAGUAUUCAGCUACUUAAAUGAAGUCUUUCGGUCAGAAAUUACCUUUUUGACGCAAGCCUACUGAAUGCUGUGUAUAUAUUUAUAUAUAAAUAUAUAGAGAGAGUGAAACCUUGUGAACUCUUUAAUUAGAGUUUUCUUGUAUAGUGGCAGAGAUGUAUAUUUCUGCAUACAAAGUAAUGAUGUACUUAUUCAUGCUAAACUUUUUAUAAAAGUUUAGUUGUAAACUUAACCCUUUUAUACAAAAUAAAUCAAGUGUGUUUCUUGAGUGGUGAUUGCCUGCUUUCUUUCAGGGGACCAGGGCUUUGGUUUUUAUUAUGCUAUGUUAUACUGAACCCAAAUCAAGUUCAAAUUUGUGUAGACUGUAUAAGAUUAUAAUAAAACACGUCUGGAGUCAACAUCUGAAUUCGGAAUGGUUUUUCAGAUCUCUCUUCCUCUCUCUCUGUCUGUCUCUCUCUCCCUUUUAUUUAACCCUGUCUCCUUCACCCUUUGCCACCACCCUCUAAGCCUCAGAGCUUGUGUGCAAAGAAUCUUAUCGGAUGUGUGGCCACGGCUGGGAAAGUUAUACACACAGAAGUGUCCCGUGGUCCCACAGGGAAAAUUAGUUCUGUGCCUUGCGGCUCAAUUUCCAACGAAGAGGGAAUUGCUGUGGCAGUAAAGCCUAGGAGUUAGCUCAUUCCAAAUAAAUGGAGUCUGCAAGAACUGUCUGGGUAGGAGUUAAGACACUUCUGGAGUAAAUGAAACUGCCCGUGUAUCGGAAGAGAAAAGGCUCCAGGAAAUUCAGAACACGAUACGACAGUUAGGGGAAAGGCAGAGACCCCUCGUUAUCACUGCUGGUGACUGUGCCUUGGAAGUGAGCUGCUGCAGGGCCUGAGGGCUCGGCCUCCACAGCCCUCCUGUGCUUCCCCACCUGCAGGCACCCAGCUCCGGGAGGCCGGGCUUGGCCUGGCCCACUUUCCAGCGCAGGUGGCUAUUAGAUCGCCCUUCACCCUUGACUGCACCCCUGGACUCCCAGGGAAGGAGAGGAGGGAGGCAGAGGAGAAAAAUACCUGCCUGCUAUUGCUACAGCAGCCCUCAUGUGGCAACAUUUGGACCCUGCUUUAAAAUGGAUACUUAAUGUAGAUACGUCUCUAAAAUUCCCAUGCAUUCAUAUACUUAAUUAGAGUCUCAAUUUGGAAGAUACUUUCCUAGGUGUGUGAGGGUGGGAGUAGUAGGUUCUGGAAGGCCUUCUGCGGGCAGGGAUGGGUGUCUCAUCUGGGGCCACUCAAGCCCACCCCAGCAGGUGUUUGGGUGAACCCACCGGUUCUGGCUCUGA
Molecule: messenger RNA, 2139 nt
Organism: Molossus molossus (Pallas's mastiff bat)
Lineage: Eukaryota; Metazoa; Chordata; Mammalia; Chiroptera; Molossidae
Gene: ID2
Product: inhibitor of DNA binding 2
Exons: 3
Coding region: 117-521 (134 amino acids)
Biological process (GO): negative regulation of transcription by RNA polymerase II; cell differentiation; circadian regulation of gene expression
Cellular component (GO): nucleus; cytoplasm
Molecular function (GO): protein dimerization activity; transcription regulator activity
Source: RefSeq, a predicted model, not a curated record